Cuscuta campestris is the source of this 3290-nucleotide messenger RNA. NCBI's taxonomy places the organism in Eukaryota, Viridiplantae, Streptophyta, Magnoliopsida, Solanales, Convolvulaceae. The record is from the annotation of a GenBank genome assembly.
GAGAUGGAGCUCAUCCUUUUUUUUCAUUUCAUCAAUAAUUAUCCACACCAAACAUUUUUUUUGUUUACCGAAAAAAAAAAAAUCUUCCCAGAGUGGUCACCCCAAUAAUCCAAUGCCCACAUGUUUCCUGUCAUUUUUGGUAUUGCACUCCAGACCCGUACAAUCAUCAUAUAUCCUCCUUCAAGGGUUCUCCAGAUUUUUGUGCGCGAGUAUAAGAGGAAGCUGCAAAAGGGAGGCCCCAAGACCACUGAUAAAUGGAUAGCCAUUCUUGCAAAAUUUAAGAAGAAGAAAGAAAAAAAAAUCUGCCAUUUAUAAGAAUCAUUUCUUCAACUCCCAAAACUCAAAGCUCUACUUUCCCUCUUCAAAUAAGGUUAUUGGUGAAGCAGGGGGGAGACAAAGAGAAACAAAUAUAUAUUAUUGUUGGGGAAAUAAAAGGAAAAUGGAGAGUGGGUGGAGGAGGAAGAGAGUGGCGGUGGUGGGUGGGGGCAUAAGUGGACUGGUGUCAGCCUAUGUCUUGGCUAAGGGCGGCGCCGCCGUGGUGCUGUACGAGAAAGAAGCCUGUCUCGGCGGCCAUGCCAAAACUCUCACACUGCACAAUGCCAUCCAUUUGGACCUUGGUUUCAUGGUUUUCAAUCGGGUUACAUACCCAAACAUGAUGGAAUUCUUUGAGUCUCUUGGAGUUGACAUGGAAACCUCAGACAUGUCAUUUUCUGUGAGCUUAGACAACGGCCAUGGCUGCGAGUGGGGCAGCCGAAACGGUUUCUCUGGUUUGUUUGCGCAGAAGAAGAACAUAUUGAACCCAUACUUUUGGCAAAUGCUGCGCGAAAUUCUCAAGUUCAAGCUCGAUGCCCUUAGUUACCUUGAGGAGCUUGAAAAUAAUCCUGACAUGGAUCGUAACGAUACGUUGGGAGAAUUCAUCGAAUCCCAUGGAUACUCAGAGCUGUUUCAGAAGGCUUAUAUAAUUCCAAUGUGUGCUUCCAUAUGGUCAUGCCCAUCAGAAGGGGUGAUGAGCUUUUCUGCUUAUUCCAUUCUUUCAUUCUGUCGCAACCACCACCUUCUGCAGCUCUUUGGUCGCCCGCAGUGGCUAACUGUUAAAGGACGGUCACACAGUUAUGUCAACAAGGUUAAGAAAGAGCUGGAGAAGAGAGGGUGCGAAAUAAGGUGCGGUUGUGAAGUAGAGUCUGUCUCAACAAAUGAACAAGGUGGUGUAGUGAUCAUCAGUGGUGUGAGAAGGUCUCAAGAAACAUAUGAUGGGUGCAUAAUGGCAGCACACGCCCCGGACACUUUGAAAAUGUUGGGGGAUGAGGCAACAUUUGAUGAAACUAGAAUCCUUGGCGCUUUUCAGUACGUGUACAGUGAUAUAUACCUUCACCACGAAAAAAAUUUCAUGCCACGGAACCAAGCAGCAUGGAGCGCGUGGAAUUUUCUUGGAACCACGGAUGAGAGAAAAGUGUGUCUUACAUAUUGGCUAAACACUCUGCAGAACCUGGGAGAGACAGGGCAGCCUUAUCUGGUGACUCUCAACCCGCCUCGGGCACCUGAGAAUUAUUUACUCAAGUGGACAACGGGUCAUCCAGUUCCAUCAGUUGCUGCAUCAAAAGCUUCAUCUCAGCUGCAACAAAUUCAAGGAAAGAGGAAUAUAUGGUUUUCUGGUGCAUAUCAAGGGUAUGGAUUCCAUGAGGAUGGACUAAAGGCUGGCAUGGCUGCUGCACACGAAUUGUUAGGGAAGAGUUGCAUUCCUCUGAACAACCCGAGGCACAUGGUGCCAACUUGGCCAGAAACAGGAGCGCGUCUUCUAGUAACAAGGUUCCUCAGAAGUUUCAUUGCUACUGGAUGCAUUAUCUUAUUGGAAGAAGGGGGCACAAUAUUCACCUUUGAAGGAACAGACAAGAAAAACUUGCUCAAAGUUUCACUUAGAGUUCAUAGUCCACAGUUUUACUGGAAGGUUGCAAGUCAGGCUGAUUUAGGCCUUGCAGAUGCUUAUAUUCAUGGAGAUAUCUCUUUUGUUGAUAAAAAAGAAGGCCUUCUUACCCUUUUCAAGAUCUUUGUUGCAAACAGAGAUCUAAAAGCUUCAGUCUCAAGAACUAAUAGCAAAAGGGGCUGGUGGACGCCAUUGCUUUUUACAUCAGCAAUAGCAUCAGCCAAAUAUUUCAUCCAACAUGUUUCGAGGCAAAACACUCUUACUCAGGCUAGACGGAACAUAUCUCGGCACUAUGAUCUGAGUAAUGAACUCUUCUCUCUCUUUUUAGAUGAAACAAUGACUUACUCAUGUGCAAUAUUUAAGAGUGAAGUUGAAGAAUUGAAAACGGCACAGAUGAGAAAAAUAUUGCUUCUGAUUGAAAAGGCAAAAAUUUGUAAAGAACAUCACAUUCUCGAGAUCGGAUGUGGUUGGGGAAGUUUAGCUAUAGAAGUUGUGAAAAGAACGGGAUGCAAAUAUACCGGCAUUACCCUCUCAGAGCAACAACUUAAAUAUGCAGAGGCAAAAGUCAGAGAAGCUGGCCUUCAAGGUAACAUAAGGUUUCUCCUUUGUGAUUAUCGACAAUUGCCUGGAAGCCACAAAUAUGACAGAAUCAUAUCUUGUGAGAUGUUGGAAGCAGUUGGCCACGAAUUUAUGAACGAUUUUUUUGCUCACUGUGAAUCAGCUCUAGCAGAAGAUGGCAUCCUUGUUCUGCAGUUCAUAUCAAUACCAGAUCAGAGGUAUGAUGAAUACAGGCAGAGCUCAGAUUUCAUCAAAGAGUAUAUAUUCCCGGGUGGAUGCCUACCCUCUCUCAGCAGAGUAACAUCAGCCAUGGCUGCUGCCUCUAGGCUCUGUGUGGAGCAUCUGGAAGACAUUGGAAUCCAUUACUACAAGACCCUCAGAUGCUGGAGGGAGAACUUCCUUGAAAGACAGAGAGACAUUCUUGAUCUGGGAUUUGACCACAAGUUCAUCCGGACAUGGGAGUAUUACUUUGAUUAUUGCGCUGCCGGAUUCCAAACCUGCACGCUAGGAAACUAUCAGGUGGUGUUCUCCCGACCUGGGAAUGUGGCUGCAUUCGGUGAUCCAUACAAGGCAUUGGCUUCAGCUUAUUGAGCGUUCAUAUGAAAUCCCCAUUCAUAUUCUUAGCAGGGAGCGAUGGCGGCAUUCAAAAAGAUUGAAUUUUUACUGGUGACCUCCAGUUAUUUGUCCCCCUCACUAUUUGAGUUUGCAAUUAGAGUAGGAAAAUGGAAUUUUAUCCCUUUUUUUCACACAUUUACAAAGAUUGAAUAGUAAUGAGUGUAAGUGAAUUUUUGAAGAAAGGAAGAAGGUAAAU